AGAAGAAAUCUCCCGCCCCAUCCGCUGUUCUUUUUAAACCAAGGCGGGACACUCAACUUCAUUCACUCUGGUCGGUGUAUUUGCUGCUGAAACAUCCCUGGACUUUACAGUUUUUCGCAAAAAUGGUGAGGACUAAAGCCGACAGUGUUCCCGGAUCAUACAGAAAAGCUGUAGCAGCUUCUGCUCCCCGGAAGUCUCUGGGCGCCAGUUCAGCCAACUCCUCCUCCAGCAGCCAGGUGUCCACACCUGCAAAGAACAAAUACGCUGGUGGAAACCCUGUGUGUCCUCGUCCCACUCCGACCUGGCAGAAGGGCAUCGGGGACUUCUUCGGUGGUCCCCCCAGGAAGCCUGAGAAGGAGAACCAGAGACCCCAGGUGGUUGAGGAUGAUGAAGAGGCAGGAGGCAGCGGGAUGUCAAAGGCCAGCAGGAAGUCCAGACCGCUGCCUGCUGAGGACGAGGAGGAGGAUGACUGAAGACGAUGAAUGGAUCAGGAUGUCAGUUUUGCUUAAUGCCUCCGUUCAUGCUUACUGGCAUUUUAAUGUACAUCUGUAUAUAAUUUCUCAUGAAUUUCCUUUUGUAUAGAUGAAUAAACUUCUUUGUUUUUUAUGUUUUUAA
Messenger RNA from Lates calcarifer (barramundi perch), 615 nucleotides. It is a transcript of the gene pclaf, whose product is annotated as PCNA clamp associated factor. The transcript is spliced from 4 exons. The coding region runs from base 123 to 473 and encodes 116 amino acids. Gene Ontology annotation, cellular component: nucleus. NCBI's taxonomy places the organism in Eukaryota, Metazoa, Chordata, Actinopteri, Centropomidae. Gene Ontology annotation, biological process: translesion synthesis; regulation of cell cycle. Gene Ontology annotation, molecular function: chromatin binding. The record is from RefSeq and is a predicted model, not a curated record.